AUAACCCUAUGUAUUACUAGUCUGUGACAUAACCUUAAAACUUAUUUACUGAACUUCCGCGAAGUAUUUGACUGAAGUUGAAAUAUUAUUUUAUUUCUUGUAUUUGAUUAAAAAGUUAUUGAAAAUGGCAGAACAAGUAAAUCAACGUAUUGAGGAUAUGAUAAAUGAGUUAGAGCAGAUGAGGAGAACAAAUUUAUUUGACGAUGAAGAAAUAAGAGAAAUAUCUCGUAAACGUAAAGAGUUUGAGUAUAGAAUACAACGCAGAGUAAAACAGAAAGAAGAUUUUGUUCAUUACAUAUCUUAUGAACUAGCACUUCUUGAAGAUAUCAACCUCAGACGAAAACAAGCUAAACUGUCAGAGAAAAAGAACGACAUUGAAUAUGCUGUUGCAAAACGUUUGAAUAAAGUAUUCAAACAAUUUAUCUAUAGGUUCCAGAAUGAAGUUGAAGUAUAUUUUGAAUAUAUAAAGUUUUGUCAAAGUGUUGGUUUUCAUCAUGCAAUAUCUGGAAUAAUAGGACAAAUGUUGCAGAUACACGGUGAUAAGCCUAAAAUGUGGUUGUUGGCAAGUAAAUGGGAGAAAGAAGAGGAACAUAAUCUGGAAAAUGCCAGAAGCUUUCUGUUGAAAGGAUUACAUAGACAUCCUGAAGCUGACAUCCUUUAUGUUGAAUUGUUUCAAAUUGAACUCCAUUUGUGUGCCAAAGAAAAUGCAGAAAAGAAGGAAAAGCAGAUAAAAAGGGCUGACAUAGUAUGGAGAAAUGGUUUAAAAAAUUUGAAUGACUUGAAAUUUUUAUUUAACGUUUAUGAUAUAUGCAUAAAAUUUGAUGCGGAUAAUUCCAUAACAGAGAGUAUAAAACAGGAAAUUUGGUCAAGACAUAGUGAGAAAGAAGUAUGGCCUUAUAUCGCUUCUAAAGAACUCCAGGGCAACCAUUGGAAAGAGAUUGAAGAGUGUGUGGAAAUCAGUGCAACUGGUUAUCCAAAACAAUUGCAAUAUUUUAUAGCAAUUUAUGAAAGAGCACUCCAGCAGUUUCCAGAUGAAAAGCUGUGUACUCAAUAUAUUCACAAGUUGUUGGGUGUCAAUGAAGCAAUAUGUACCAAUUUACAAAAGAUUUCUGCUGUAAAAGAGGCUUGGUAUUAUGGACAUGAUAAUGGACUACUAAGCACUGAUAUUUUUGCUUUUGGGAUUGAAGUUUUGAAGAUGGAAAAUGAAAUAUCAGAUAGCAAACUUAAGGAGCUUUUAGACAAUGUUUCAAUGAAUGUUUAUCAUGAUAAGUAUGUUUGGGAAGAAAAACUUAAGUUGUGUAAGUCAGAUGUAAAAGAAAUGCUUGCCAUUGUUCAGGAUGCUGUUAAAGUAUUAAAACCUGAUGCUGCUCUGGCUCUUUGGAAUUUCAUGCUGGAUAAUGUAGAGUCUAAAGAUGCUGUAAACAAGAUAUAUAAAAGCUACCGGAAUUGUGAAAAUGUUGUGCUUUUGGCUUUGAAACCGAAAUUAUUACAAAAAAUGUAUGAGUGCAAUGGCUUAAAAGCAGCAAGAGAAAUGUAUGAGGAAUUGAUAAAGGUACCACCUACACAAAUAGACACUCACACGGUCAUGAUAGAUAUAGAGAAAUCACAAGAGAAGCCAAACAUUAAAAAUAUUAGAAAAUACUAUGAAUGCCUAGUGCAACAUCAUGGGAAGGACAGUGUCAUUAUAUGGAUGAAUUACAUGAAGUUUGAAGCGGAACAAGGGAAUGCUCAAUCUGUACCAAACAUUUAUAGGCGAGCUAUUGGAGCCCUGAAAAAAGAAUUGGUUGAUGAAUUUAUAAAAGCUCAAACUUUAGCAAAAUUAAAAUAA
This is a messenger RNA of Diatraea saccharalis (sugarcane borer), 1828 nucleotides long. The record is from the annotation of a GenBank genome assembly. NCBI's taxonomy places the organism in Eukaryota, Metazoa, Arthropoda, Insecta, Lepidoptera, Crambidae.